AUGCUGUCCCAAGGAUGGGAUGGCAAGGAGAGGGGGGCCCCCGGGGGCCCCCCUCCCUUUGACGUUGCUGCAGGCGCUGCUGCUUCUGCUUUGUCUCCCCCCCAGAGCAGCAGCAGCAGCAGCAGCAGCAGCGAGUCUCCUUCAUUGCAGCUAAGGAUACUACGGUUAUCUGGUGGCCCUUCUCUGCAUGCAAGAGGAGGUGCUGCUGCUGCUGCUGCUGCUGCGGAGUGUACGUACAUCUCUACUGUUGAUGGCUCUCUUAUAAGAACAGAAGGAGACGGGCAGCAGAUGCAAGUUAUUGAAUUCUCUAGCUUUAAAGAGCAUGUACAGCUGCGUCGCCUUUUCCUUUCCCCCUCGGGUACUCGUUGUGGUGCUAUAAUGGAGUGUGUUGUUGGUGGAGGGAAGGAGAGGCAAUUGCGGCAGUUGCUGCAGCUACCUAAGUCUGCUGCUGCUCUUAGUCUUGCUGUUCUUUCCCCACGAAUGGGGCCUGAUGGAGGGGUUGGUGUGUUAUUAGCAACAGAGACAGAGCUUCUUUGUUUCUUUGGUGUUGGUGGUGUUGCUGCUGCAUUCAGCAGCAGCAGCAGCAGCAGCAGCAGCAGCAAGAAUAACCAUGCUGCUGCUAUAUCGGAUGCUGUUGCCUACGAAGUCUCUCCUGCUGCUGCUGCUGCUGCUGCUACGCCUAGCUGCCUAACAGUAGACAGCCGCAGCAGCACAGACCCUAAUAUUGCUCUUUAUACUGUCCAUUGGCUCUCUCCAGUGGGCCUGUUAACCGGGGAGCUGCGGCUGCCAGCAACAGCAGCAGCAGCAGCAGCAGCAGCAGCAGCAGCAGGAAGCGACAGCGGUAACAUGCUGUCUUUUCCUCCUGAGGUUAACAUGUUCCUCGCACUGCCGCAACAUCUUUACGGGAAGGGUUUGCAACUUGUCCAUGACAGCAGCAGUACGUGCAGCAGCAGCAACAGCAACAGCAGCAGCAGCAAGGAGGACUACAGCGGAGCGCUUGCUGCCUGCCGAUCGGUGCAGCAGCGGGAGAUUGUGCUGCGCAGCAAGGCGCGCGAGCUGCUGCAGCAGCAGCAAUGGGUUGCUGCUGCUGCUGCAUUAGCUAGCUGCUGCAGUGUAGGGUUUGAUGAUGCUUGCUGCUUGCUGCUGGCGCUGCAGCAGCAGCUGCCGCAGCAGCAGCAAGUGCUGCUGGAGGCACUGAGGGUUUACGUUACUGCUAAGCUGCAGCAGUUAGCAGAUGCAAACCCUACACGCAAAACCCUCAAGAGGAAUUACCGCUUCCUUGCUCCUGGGGAUCGUCCGUCUCCCCAACAGGUUGUCUUGUUUACGUGGUUGCUGCAGUUGCUGCUGCAGCAGCUAAAUGCAGCAGAUGCAGAGAUACUAAAGGCUGCCUCUGCUCCUAUACCUGCUGCUGCUGCUGCUGCUGCUGCUGCUGCUGCUCCUGCAGCAGCAGCAGCAGCAGAUAGCAGCAGCAGCAGCAAAACAGCUGAACUAGAAGAAACACUGCAGCAAACACAAAGAGAAAUUCGUCGUCUUCUUGCUGAAUUUAAACACGCUACAGUGGUGGGGUUGCUGCAGAGCAGCGGUAGGAGUGUGUUAUUAAGGGAGUUUUUGUUGAUGAUUGGUGACGAAGAAACUUGUGCUCGUCUCUUCCUUAAUUCUGCACAAUAUAGAGAUGCACUAGAUGCUAUAUUAUCUAUACAAAACCCUGAUGUACGCAGCAAUCUAUUUGCUGCUUAUUCCCCGCUGCUGCUGCUGCACUAUCCGCAGCAAUUUGCUGCUGCAGCAAGAAAGAGCGAGUUUGCUGCGCUGCAGCCGUGGCUGCUGCUGCCUGCAUUAACCUUACCAAUCAUUAUGCUGCAGCGGGAGCAGCAGCAACAAGGUAGCAACAGCAGCAGCAACAGCAGCAGCAGUAGCAGCAGCAGCAGCAGCAGCAACAGCAGCAGGGCUUACGCUUGCUGGAAGUCCGCGGUGCAACUCGUUAAACAUUUUGCCUUGGCUAAUGGAAAUAAACCCGGGAUUUCUUUUUCCUUUGGUAGAGGAGGCGCACUGCAUGCAAAUGGUAUAGCGGGCAUCAGCAGCAGCAGCAGCAGCAGCAGCAGCGGCUGCAGCUGGGCAUCACCAGCAGGGUUGGGUACAGCGCUGCUGCUGCUGCUUGCUGAGGCCCCUUACGACUCUGAGUCCGAGCUGGCUUCUGCAAUUGCUGAUAGCGAGGGAGCCUUUGAUGCUCUGUUAUGUUUGCGUCAUUGCCAAGAGAAGAAAAGAAGAAGAGCAGUUAUCCUGCUGUAUGUACACCUCAAGAGAUACCAGGCAAGGGAGGCUGUACAUAUGGCACUAGAGGCAGGAGAUGUAUCGCUAGCUGAGGAAGCAGCUAGCUGUUGUGGUGAUGAAUUACUUAAGAGAAAUUUAUGGCUGGAUAUAUGCCGAUAUAUUGCAAAGAGCGAGGACGGAGCAUCUCUUCUUACCUUAGUUGAGCGAUCCAAGCACUGCAUCAAGAUACAAGAUUUGCUUCCGUUGCUGCCUGAUGCUGCUCUGCUGCGGGAUGUAGCACCAGCACUAAGAGCAGCAGCAGCAGCAGCGCAGCGCAGCAGCAACAGCAGCAGGAACGAGCUGCAGCAGCACCUUACUGCUAUUCGCGAUCUUAAGGAUCAGCUGCAGGCUGUUAACCGCAAGUGUAUAAUUAUAGACCCUAAUUAUUUAUGUGAUAUAUGCGGGGCUGCCGUCAUCUGCCCAGAUGAAUUGGCAAGAUUUGAUCGCAGCGUUGAGGCCCUCGCUACGGCCGUAAAGGAGAAUUCCCCUGAUAUAGAAACCCUAGAAGAGUAA
Molecule: messenger RNA, 2820 nt
Organism: Eimeria maxima
Lineage: Eukaryota; Apicomplexa; Conoidasida; Eucoccidiorida; Eimeriidae
Product: vacuolar protein sorting 18, putative
Exons: 17
Coding region: 1-2820 (939 amino acids)
Biological process (GO): vacuole organization; endosome organization; organelle fusion
Cellular component (GO): HOPS complex; endosome
Molecular function (GO): protein-macromolecule adaptor activity
Source: RefSeq, a predicted model, not a curated record